AUGUCUACAAAUAAAUCAAAAGGUGUCAUCCCACCAAUUAACUGCAUUUUUAAUUAUCUACAACAGCAAACAACGGUAACUUUUUGGUUAUAUGAACAAACAGGUAUAAGGAUAAGAGGGAAAAUUAGUGGGUUUGACGAGUUUAUGAAUAUUGUUAUCGAUGAUGCUUUGGAGAUACCAGUCGAUAGUAAAACCAGUGUUGAAAUGUUGGAUAAGAGUAAGAAAUUAGGGAAAAUAAUGCUAAAAGGUGACAACAUAACGCUUAUCACAUCUGUGGAUGAAUGA
Maudiozyma barnettii is the source of this 285-nucleotide messenger RNA. It is a transcript of the gene SME1, whose product is annotated as mRNA splicing protein SME1. The coding region runs from base 1 to 285 and encodes 94 amino acids. The transcript has a single exon. The record is from RefSeq and is a predicted model, not a curated record. Gene Ontology annotation, cellular component: U4/U6 x U5 tri-snRNP complex; U2 snRNP; precatalytic spliceosome. Lineage: Eukaryota; Fungi; Ascomycota; Saccharomycetes; Saccharomycetales; Saccharomycetaceae. Gene Ontology annotation, molecular function: RNA binding. Gene Ontology annotation, biological process: mRNA splicing, via spliceosome; spliceosomal snRNP assembly.